GAUUUUUUUGCUUUAUCCAACAUUACAAUGGGUUUUUUUGAUAAUCUGAUAAUUCCGCUCCCCCAAAAACAAAGUCAAUUAAACCUGUGUGGUCUCAUGUAGAUAUUAGCUUUUUAUUUCUGACUCACUCUCCUUCUAGCAUAUCUGUGUAACUGAACCUUCUCUUUUCAUGGUUAAAGAAUCCAUGUCUACACCUAUGAGACAAUUAUGCGCCGGUCCAGUAGCAAGCAGUAAAUCCUGCUGCAAUUUUCAUUGUCUGUAUCACACCUAGUCAUUUAUUAAUUAGAAUAAAACAUUGCGCAUAUCCGUAUUCGGGCCGCAAAACAAUAUUAGUAGGAGCAUAAAACCCGGUCUACUACAAAAACCACUCUAAAAAUACCUCUAGCACGCGACUAUAUAAACCCUAAGCUGCAGUUAUGCAUCCAGAACCGAGACAAGACCCACCUAGGGAUCAUUUAUUCGAGCAAGAAUUCUUCAUCGACUGAUUUUUUGUUCCGCACAUGUUACCGGCCAAGCAGCGAGAGACAGAGGCGAGUGGUGUCGUGUUGACGGGAAAAGCCGCGCUUGUAGAGUGGUGUCGACAGCAAACUAGCGGCUACCGUGACGUGAACGUGCGUGAUCUCACUCAUUCGUGGCGGGACGGGAUGGCCUUGUGCGCGAUUAUUCACAGAUUCCGACCUGAUCUCAUAAACUUUGAACAGCUUUGCAAAGACGAUCACGCGAAGAACAACGGAUUGGCAUUUAGCAUUGCCGAGCGAGAACUGGGCAUUCCGGCCUUAUUAGAUGUGUGUGACGUUACGGAUUUGAAGGUCCCGGAUGAGAAAUCCAUGGCAACAUACAUAUCAUUAUUUUACCAGCGUUUUAAAGAUCACCAGCCUAAUAAUGAAGUGGAACCCAGAAAGAAGAAACGCUACAUGUUGGACAUCUUCUGUGACGAUGCCACGAGAAAACGACUCUUUAAGAACAGCCCUCGCUUCUGUGACGUAGCUGAGUAAAAGCUGCAGCCUGGCUAUUU
Messenger RNA from Nematostella vectensis (starlet sea anemone), 1015 nucleotides. RefSeq names its product MICAL-like protein 1. The transcript has 4 exons. Gene Ontology annotation, molecular function: protein binding. The record is from RefSeq and is a predicted model, not a curated record. Lineage: Eukaryota; Metazoa; Cnidaria; Anthozoa; Actiniaria; Edwardsiidae. Bases 501 to 995 code for a protein of 164 amino acids.